AUGGAACCUGCGUCAUUCCAAUCAUUGUGGUACAAAAUGAUAGAUGAGCCAAAUGAUGACUAUGGCCAAGGUUCAAGGUUUCAGAGUGUUCUCACAAAUGUACAAUUUUCUGCAAACUACAAAGACUCGAAAAUUGUUAGACAUUUAAAAGAAAACAUAGGACCGAAUCGACAAUUGUCUAUCUGUUUCAAUAUUGAUUUGAUGGGAGAGCACCCUGCAUUUAACUACAGUUUCGCUAGGAUCGUAGGUUCAAUUGGUUUAGCUGGAGAGAAGGCACCGCAUUUCUUUGACUAUGGACGUUUGUUACGUCGCCUACCAGCAGCAAGAGAACUUAGCUACGCGCCAUUCACAGUAGAUGGAAACAAAAAAAAGAUAUAUAUUGACUUAGGAAACUCACUUGCCAUCGGCAGAAAUGGAUAUAUCUUAAAAUCAGUUGGACAAUUGCAACUUGGUGUUUAUGCAGGCAAGGACGAAACGGGCGUAGAUACUCCCAAUUGUUUGGACAAAAUUACAUGGAUUUCUAGAAUUUACUACACCGAAUAUGGUGGAUAUAUUUUCACUGCCGGCAUAAGCGUAAUCGAUAUUCCAAGCCACCUGGAACUUAAACUAGAUAAACAAUUCGUUUUAGCAAAGGUAUGUACAGUACAAAUCAAAAAUCGAAAUUGAAACCAAGAUAAUAUGGAUAAUAAGACAAUCAACUGACAAAUUGGCAUGUCAACAAUCUACCUCCAACUAAAAAAACCACUACCAACAAGAAAAUACAUGCAUGCAUAAACCCUCGCCUUGCUGACAAAACCAUUAUGUUGUCCGAACAUGAAAUAUUUAAAGUAGUUGUCAUGGUAACGCGAAUUAUUAUAUUAAGAAUAUUUUUAAAACUGAAAAAUCCCCUAAAAAUAUCACAUUUAAUUACAAAAGUAUCAUUUUUCCAAACAUAUACAGCCAAUUUAGAAUUGGUUGUCCUUUGCAAACCAGAAACUAUAAACCUUAAGCUUAAACUCUAAACUCGCAAAGCAUAAUGGGAGCACAAGUUUCAAGCUUAGUAGUUGAAUAUUACAGCUAUUUGUGAAAGAAUUGUUCUCUAUAAGAACAUGUCUCAAAGAAAUGGGCCCCAUAUAUGAUCUCUAAACUGAUUAGAUGAUGCUCUCAUUAUGUUUUGCACGCUUAGAGUUUAAGGUUUAGGGUUUGGAAUUUAAGGUUUGCAAAGAACAACCUUUUUGAAUUAGCUGUAUAUGUGAGGUAUGUCAUUUUACGUUUAUCAUUUAUAGACCUGGACCGAGGGAGAUUCGCUGAAAUAUUACCCGAAGUGAUGAUAUUUCCCGAGGGGCUUUGCCCAUAUCACUGUGGGUAAUAUUUCGGCGAAUCCCCCUCACUCCAGGUCUAGUUAAACAUCUGUCCUUACUUAAUCUGUGCUAAUGCUUUCCUUUUCACGUGGGUGGGUGUAAAUAGCCGUGUGGAAUUAGUACCCUCGCCCCGGACUUACGUCCGAAACAAUAAUACGAACACAAACACUUACACUUACACUAAUUUUAUACAGUGAAUGUGAUAAAUUUUAACUAUAGCUCAAAUAAUAGAAAAUGACUGAAGUUUAUUAUGCAGUGGUACAGUUCAUUCUUUGGAAGGGUACGGUACAAAAUAUAAUUCAGCCGAGGACUGUUAUAAAAGAGAAAUAUAUUGGGUCUGUAGGAUUGUUUGAAUUAAUCAUAGUAUAGAUGUAAAGACGUUUUCAUCUUUCGGCCCUAUUUUGAACUUUCUAUCAUGGACUUGUCGGCCAGUUCAGCAUUUUGUGUGUGCUGUACUGUUGCUAAAUUCUUGUGAUGGUUGGAGCCUUCUGCCAAUAUCAUGACACCUCCUUGAAAGAACUGGAAUAUUCGAGUUAAAUUAAUAUUCCUUAAAAAUAAUGGUUGAAAAAUGUACCCUAUACCUGUCGAUUUUCUCUGCUGACAAUCGGCGCCGUUCACCGAAUGUAAUAAGUAUCACGAUAUUGUUUGAAUGUUCUUUGUGUUUCAGAUUGAUGAAGGUGGGACCUGCCUGAAUAUUCUCCUGGCAGAAAACAAAGAGGGAAUAAAUGUCCGUCCAUAUAAUAGUCGUUUAGUAUUCCGAGCACAACAUGAAGACGUCAUACAUGGCAAUUUUUUUGUUACUAUUUUUGGAAAGAAACCAACUACGACUACAAAUAUUAACUUGAAGUUGGAGACAGCUGAUUCAAUUAUUAGGGAUCAUCCACUUGGUCCCGCCCAGCCGUUUGGAUUAUUCAAAGAUACGGUUGACCCGAGCAUCUACAACUACUACUUUUACGCCAUGAAUGAUCCCAAUAACAUUAGAAAGAUCAUUGAUGGUCAAAUAUAUGCAUUGCAAUACACGUUUAAUGGUUAUCCCUUAAACCCAGAUCGAAACGAGGCAAUGAACUCCGCGAUUUGUAUCCAUGUCUACGAUGAAAUAACCCCAAGUGACCAACCAACUUGGGUUAUCGACAUCCUUCCUAUUUUCCAACUUUAUGCCAACCUCUUCCCAGUUAUGCGAAGUUUUGUCGAUCUAGGGGAUUACAACAGUGUAGUCGAGAAGAAAUGUCAUAUACUUACAACAAUGUCACUGGAUUUUCAGGAUCCUCAGUACAUGCCA
Messenger RNA from Paramuricea clavata, 2619 nucleotides. The record is from the annotation of a GenBank genome assembly. Lineage: Eukaryota; Metazoa; Cnidaria; Anthozoa; Malacalcyonacea; Plexauridae.